AUGACUUCUGCUCCGAAGUCUUCUACUCAUUCCAGGAGAACGGUACGGAGGAUUAAGAAGGGGCAAGCCGCUCUUCCGGUGGCUUCCGACGGCAAUGGCGACGGGCGUUCCCCUGCCUCCGGUCUGCUUGUUCACUCCAAUACUUCCCUGGACUUAUUAGGGGCGGCUGCAUUACUGCCGUGGGGUUUCUAUCAAAUCGAUGCCUUAGACCUUGCGCCUCGUCUUCUUGGUAAGCUCCUACGGAGGGACGAAGUCGUGCUUCAGAUUACUGAGGUGGAGGCUUAUCGACCUAAUGAUUCCGCAUGUCAUGGUAGAUUUGGGAUUACUGUACGGACGGCUCCAGUGUUUGGCCCAGGAGGACAUGCCUAUGUUUAUCUUUGCUAUGGUAUUCACAUGAUGCUAAACAUUGUGGCUGACAAGGAAGGAGUGGGUGCUGCAGUAUUGAUACGCUCUUGUGCUCCUGUUAGUGGCCUGGAGACCAUUCAGCAGCGCAGAGGUCAGAAAACUGAUAAGCCUGCCUUAUUGACCGGGCCAGGAAAGGUUGGGCAGGCACUGGGACUCUCCACUUCCUGGUCUAAUCACCCUCUCUAUAUCCCAGGUGGUUUGGAACUGCUGGAUGGACCUGAACAGGAGAAUAUUUUGGUUGGUCCCAGAGUUGGUAUCGAUUAUGCAUUGCCUGAGCAUGUUAAUGCACCGUGGAGGUUUGCUGUUGCUGGGAGCCGUUGGAUCAGUGCCCCUAAGAGCACCCUCAAGCCUUCCUAAUGAAUGGUUAGUUUUCUUUCAUUUUGUUCUUAUUUCCACGUGCCAUCGUUAUAAUUUUCUUGUUUACAUGCUUGCUUAACGCAUUGUUGUAAUGUAAUUAUGAUAUCGAUGGCAUAUUUAUGAGACACCUUUGAUGGUAAUUUGAUGAAAACGAUGUUGUACACCCUUUUCCUGGAUAUUUCUUGAAUUAUAAUACAAAUUUUGUUAUUUUGUAAGAUCA
Dendrobium catenatum is the source of this 982-nucleotide messenger RNA. Its product is annotated as DNA-3-methyladenine glycosylase. Gene Ontology annotation, biological process: base-excision repair. Lineage: Eukaryota; Viridiplantae; Streptophyta; Magnoliopsida; Asparagales; Orchidaceae. The transcript is spliced from 6 exons. The record is from RefSeq and is a predicted model, not a curated record. Gene Ontology annotation, molecular function: DNA binding; alkylbase DNA N-glycosylase activity. The coding region runs from base 1 to 762 and encodes 253 amino acids.